AUGACCGAAAGACCGGCAUCCAGCAAGAGGUGGACAGACCUAGACACAGCAGCAAAGAAGGCGGGCCAAGACAACUGCUAUUUUUUUGGAUGUUUUGGGAACAGUUCUUACUUUUGGUCAGCAACUUAUAGGAAACAAUGGGUCAAUUCAACAAACGCCUCCAAGACUAUUUGGCAGACAGAAGACGUCAGAGGAACAGACUUGUGACCAAAGAUGGCCGCUGUAACAUUGAAUAUGGAAACGUCAAAUACAGCAAACAUUUUGCCUUCCUGGCUGACUUCUGGACCACUUUUGUGGAGAUCAGGUGGCGAUUUGUCCUGUUUUUCUUUAUUGCCUCCUUCACCCUCAGCUGGUUCAUUUUUGGCCUACUCUGGUACUGGAUUGCCCGAAGCAAUGGAGAUCUUACAUGGCAAAAUCCCCCUUCAGAUCACAACCCAUGCGUUGACAAUGUUGUAGGACUCACAACAGCCUUUCUCUUCUCUAUUGAAACCCAGACCACGAUCGGAUAUGGAGGGAGAGCGAUCACUCCCCUCUGUCCGGGUGCUGUGGCGGUCAUCAUCAUCCAAUGCCUGGUUGGAGCAAUUAUCAACUGCUUUAUGUGUGGAGUUAUCCUCUCCAAGAUCUCCUCACCCAAAAAAAGGGCGAAAACCAUCCAAUUUAGUGACAUGGCUGUCAUUAGUCCAAGAAAUGGGACCCUCUGCCUAUCAAUCAGAGUAGCCAACCUGCGGAAAACUCUGAUGAUUGGAAGCCAGAUCUAUGGCAAGCUACUGAGAACCACAAUCACCCCAGAAGGGGAGACGAUUAUCAUGGAUCAGGUGAACAUUGACUUUGUGAUCGACGCCGGGAAGGACAACCUCUUUUUUGUGUGUCCUCUCACUCUGUACCACAUCAUCGACAAGAACAGCCCCUUCUUUGAGAUGGCGGUGGACACGCUGCACAAACAAGACUUUGAAAUGGUGGUCUUUUUAGAUGGCACGGCAGAGUCCACAAGCUCUUCCUGCCAAGUGCGGACCUCCUUCAUUCCUCAGGAGAUCAUGUGGGGCUACAACUUCCUGCCCAUCAUUUCCAGAAGCAAAGAGGGCAAGUACCGAGUUGAUUUCUCCAACUUCUCCAAGGUUGUGCCGGUGGCAACUGCGCACUGUGCCUACUGUUACCACAACAUCAAGGGUCAUCAUCACCACUCCAGAAAUGGGAAUGACAACCGGGGCUUUGAAGUGAUCGAUAUAGAAGCCCCUCCGACUCUCACUACUUUUUGAGACAUUGGCAGGCAAUAAAACUGAGACUGGUUGAGUUUACCCCUCCGAGUGAUGAACCCCUCUGGGACAGAUAUGCUGAGAGGCAGCCAGGGGAGUUACCCAACUGCAACAAGCACCUUUUGUAGCAUUCAGGCAUAACGCUAAUAACUAUGUGCUACUCCUUUGUGAUCAACACAGAUAAGCAACUGUAGUCAUUAGACUGAAUGACAUGUUUGUAAUGUAAAACCACAUCUUUCAUUGUGCUUACCAAACCCUCUUUUCAAAGCAGAGGCCAGGUCAUGUAAUCUUAAAUCAGUUCCGCGCAAGAAUGGAAACCUCUUCCCUGUCACCCACAAGUUUUCAACAUUUUAUUUAGUACAUGUAUGUUGGAUUGAUCAAACUGUUUAAACCAUGAAACAAAACAAUGUUCCCCCAAGUAUUAUACAAAAAAAAUCACAUCAUUGUGUUUGUUCAAUAUUUUAUGCAGACUCUGUUGAGCAAAAAUGAUCAUUUGACUUGAAUCAAUAUCCUGAAACUCUCGGACGAAGGCGCCAGCAAAGGACAGGGCUCCAGGGCCAGUCUUUCCAAACAGGAAGUGUAGUAGUUGUGUUUUUUCUUCUGAGUCAAGACAUUGUCUGAGAACAAAGAAUUUAUGAUAUCCUUAAUAUUGCUGCAUGCAGCAUGUGACAGAGUAUGUAUGUAAGUGAAUUAUGUUUGCAGAGGCUUUUUUAUGAAUCUUUUCUCAGGGCUAAAGUCAACUAAAAAUAAAAGCU
Molecule: messenger RNA, 2008 nt
Organism: Menidia menidia (Atlantic silverside)
Lineage: Eukaryota; Metazoa; Chordata; Actinopteri; Atheriniformes; Atherinopsidae
Source: the annotation of a GenBank genome assembly